AUUGCACUAUUCAUGUCCAUUGGGGUGCCCAGUUCUCGUGGUAGCAGUAGUUGCGCCGGUGAUUGUGAUCGGGAAUAUAUGCCAACAUGAAGAAUAACUAUUCGUACCUAUUUGCCUUUGAAAAACAAUUUGAUGAGACUAAGUUUUUCAAGUACAUGCUCACACACUGGGCAGACAGCUUUAUAUAUGCAUCCGUUUACAUCAUCCUGGUAUUCGGAGGAAAAUGGUACAUGGAGAAACGCCCAAGUUAUGGUUUGCGACCUUGGCUAGCCAUUUGGAGCAGUAUUUUGGCCGUGUUCAGUAUAUUUGGUGCCGCUAGGACCAUACCAGAACUGAUCAUGGCUGUCAACGAACAUAGUUUGGAGUAUUCAAUAUGUGUACCCUCAUACCUCGAAAAUGCAGCGGCCGUGUGGACAUUCCUAUUCACAGUUUCAAAGGUUUAUGAACUAGGUGAUACCAUGUUUAUCGUUCUUCGAAAGCAGCCCCUUAUAUUUCUACACUGGUACCACCAUGUGACCGUGUUGAUCUAUGCCUGGUACAGUUACCCUGAGAGAACAGCAGUGGGGAGGUGGUUCAUGGUGAUGAACUACACGGUCCACUCCAUCAUGUACUCUUACUAUGCACUAAAAGCCAUGCGGUUCAACCUACCAAAGUGGGUAUCUAUGCUCAUCACAUUUUUACAACUUUUACAAAUGGUCGUAGGAUGUCUGGUUAAUAUAUGGGCAUAUCAGAUUAAAAAUGAAGGAAGAUUUUGCAAUGUUUCAUAUGAGAACAUUAAAUACUCCCUGAUUAUGUAUGCAAGUUAUUUCUGUCUGUUUGCACAUUUCUUCUACUCUGCAUACCUCUCUGGGAAGCCUAGGGCAACGAAACCAGUGAAGAAAGACUAAAAGUGUUCGCCAUUUGUAAUGUGCACAAAAAAUGCAAAUCCUUGCACCAGUGUAAAGAGAUUUACACCUGAAAUCAUUUACUGACUUGAUCAUGAAGUAUAGUUCGGCAACUUUGUAAAACGGAAUUCCAUUGGAAAUGUGUGUUGAUGAAAUACAAGUUCAAUCCAUUGUGUUAAUUUAAAUGAAAAUUUAUGUGUUUGAAAAAUGUAAAGGGUAGUUUUAUGUCAUGUAAUGUUGUUUACAUGUGUGUCAUUUUUAAACAUACAUUUUUUGAUGAAUUUUUAUGUUGAGCUCAUAAAACUCAAAAGUGAAAGUGACAAGUUGUAUACAUAAUAACUCUAGAUAGUAAUUUUGUAUGAUUAGUAUGAUUAAACAUAAGAAACUUUUGCAGGCAAAAUUAAUGUUUAAUCCACUAGACAGUGAAAUGGUUUGAAACUAAGAUUCAAAAGAGAAAUAAAAGCUCUUUUGCCAGACAUUGCAAAUAACUAAGACAUGACCUCAAGCCUUGAGCUUAAGGAAUUUUUCCAGCAGGUUUAAAAGAUCUAAUCUCAUCUCAGAUAGGCCUAAACUAAAAAUAUCAAGGAACAGGUAUCACAUGUGAUAAAGGUGUAACAAAUCACUGUCCUUAUUGUAGUUACAUGUGUACUUGUUGUCAUACUUUAAACUAAAUAUUUAGAGUUCAUUUUAUCUUGGUAUGAUUUUUUCUAUAAGUGAUCUUUUUAAGAUUUAUUUAUUUUCAUAUAGGAGAAACUAAACGCGUUAUUGUUAUGUUUGUAUUUAAUUUUUAUAUAUGUAGCGAAGACUACUUUUAUACCUAAUGUUGAAAAUGAAACACCUUGAAUAAUCAUGUGAUGGAAUAUUUGUGGUUAUUUGUUUUUCCUAUCAUUUGUUCAGUUUAUAGUUCAUCUUAUCAAGGUCUUCUCCUUUGUCGAAAUAGUUUAGUGUUUAAAAAAAAAAUUGUUAGUUGUUCAAGGUGAGAUACUGGACUGUUAAUCAGGGUGACCUACUUUUCAUUGUGAAUUUAUUCCCUGGGUCAAAUUUAGUGCACCUGAGUGAUGUUCAACCUUUUUGAUAGAGGUUAAAUAUGUUGCAGUUGAUGUCAGAUUACAGUCAUGUCCAUUUUAUUUACAAAUUUGUAGAAAUAAUAAUUUAUAUAUAUAUAGACACAACCAUUGUCAGGCAUUCGUUAUUCAGUAUAUGUGGAAGUUAAUCUGCUUAUAACUGUACUAGAUAUUUAUAAAAGAAAGUAUUCAUGAGGAUUUCUUAACUUGAAAGGAAGUACUUUAAAAUUUUAGUUCAGCAUUGUAAUUUUUGUAUCCAAGGGCAUGUUUUCACAUAUUUUUUAUACUGUUGUUUUAUAAUCAGUUUUAUUCAUUUACAGUACAUAUUCAACAAAUUUGUAAUGAAAUGCUGGUAACUUGGUUUUCUGAAAGCUGUACUGUAAUCAUUCUUGGUAUCUACUUGCAGAAUUGAAAUACCAGUAAUUUCAGUACUGUCAUGUCCAUGUGAUAUUUUGUUCUGUUAAUUUUAGAACUUCUUAAAGUUUAUGUACAUGAACUUCAUUAGAGUAGAGAGGAUAUAUUGAUUCUGUGCUGAUAUAAUCUGCUGAGCGAACAUAUUUUAUGUAUUAAGUGUCCCAAUGUUUGUACAUAUAUGAGUGCAAAAAAAGAGAAACAGAUGUACUUUCAAAAGUUGACAUGUAUAUAUGUGAAUAUGAGAUGGUGUGAAGAAAGCACAUGUCCUUUUUGCUAUUUUGCAUGUUGUACAUGUAUGUUCUAAUUUAUUACUUUGAUCACCAUACUGCAGCCGAAAUAGCUGUACCCUCAAAAACCCCUCAUGAAGAUAUUGAUGUCUGGAGAGCACAAUACAAUGUAGUCCUAUUGUGAUCUCUGCAAGCAGUAACCAGCUAUUUUUUAAAUACUGCAUGUACUCAUUGAUAAAGUACAUAUCUAAAUGCAUUAUCAUGUGAUGGUAUUUUAAAAAUUUAGCUUGUGGACAUCAAAAUCUGAUAUUUUGUGGGUUAUAUGCAAUUUUCGGCGAGAAGCACAUGACAUUAUGAUUUGAUAGAAUUGUUCAUGAUUUAUUGACACAAUUAAACCACUUGAUAAUUAGAA
Ostrea edulis (European flat oyster) is the source of this 3001-nucleotide messenger RNA. Its product is annotated as elongation of very long chain fatty acids protein 6-like. Gene Ontology annotation, cellular component: endoplasmic reticulum membrane. Lineage: Eukaryota; Metazoa; Mollusca; Bivalvia; Ostreida; Ostreidae. The coding region runs from base 87 to 887 and encodes 266 amino acids. Gene Ontology annotation, molecular function: fatty acid elongase activity. The record is from RefSeq and is a predicted model, not a curated record. Gene Ontology annotation, biological process: fatty acid elongation, polyunsaturated fatty acid; fatty acid elongation, monounsaturated fatty acid; very long-chain fatty acid biosynthetic process. The transcript has a single exon.